AUGGCGAUCACCAGUGAGACCGGAGCCCUGUCCCCGUCCAUCAGCGCACACAUUAUUAGCGCCGUCGCCAUCGUUCACAGCUGUCAGUCACAGACACGUGCGACCAGCGACGCUAACGGACCGGCGUCGUCUGGGACCAGUGUCUCAGGAUCAAAACUAAUGCUCAUUUUUAGAAAGGCAGCUGAGCCGUCCGCCCCAGGGCAGACGCGGCGGCUCACACCACAGCUGCUGCCCACUGCUUCACCUCACACUCUGGGUCAGCUCUGGCUGAUGCUGCAGCAGACGUCUGGGAGCGCCACAAUUGGCUCCGUCUCCAUCUUCUGCUGCGUCACACUCAACAUGGAGUGUUUUGUGAGCUCCUGGGACUAG
Molecule: messenger RNA, 369 nt
Organism: Knipowitschia caucasica
Lineage: Eukaryota; Metazoa; Chordata; Actinopteri; Gobiiformes; Gobiidae
Source: the annotation of a GenBank genome assembly